Messenger RNA from Athalia rosae (coleseed sawfly), 12427 nucleotides. It is a transcript of the gene mv, whose product is annotated as lysosomal-trafficking regulator. Lineage: Eukaryota; Metazoa; Arthropoda; Insecta; Hymenoptera; Athaliidae. The transcript is spliced from 35 exons. Gene Ontology annotation, biological process: intracellular protein localization. Gene Ontology annotation, cellular component: membrane; cytosol. Gene Ontology annotation, molecular function: protein kinase binding. The record is from RefSeq and is a predicted model, not a curated record. Bases 2124 to 12191 code for a protein of 3355 amino acids.
AAAAAUCUACGGUAAUUCGAUAGUUGUCAUUUGACGAGAGACAAGGCCAGGGUGUGGAGCAGGUUAUGAGGCUCGUGAAUUCAUGUGUGCAGGAUUUCUGUAAUAUUUUUAAAUGUUUUAUUCAGCUGUCAAGGUUCUUUGAUUAUCAACUGUCAAACUACCUAAUAAACCGAGAAAAAUCCAUCGUUCUUUCAUAUAUAAUUAAAGUGAUUACCCUUAUUUGUCCUGAUGUGAAAUGUAAAUAAAAGUGAAACGCGCAUAGUAACCUGUACUUAUUUAGGAGGCGGGAAAAUUACAAAGUGUGCAACUGGGAGGCUCGAUCGGUUUCUUCUAGUUCGCGGGAAAGAAAAUCAAGCAGCAAAAAAGACCAGAAGCAAGUUAUAAAUUCUGCACUGAUGAUUGGUUGUUGUGCACUGCGGCAACAGUCGGGGACAUACAAUCAUCGGUUCUUCUUUCCUCGAUGUUAUCAAUAAUCCAUGGAUACGCGAUAUGACGGAUCAACCACGUCAACGACGUCUACAGGAUGCACUUAUAUAUCUGGAAAACGUGAAGUAUAGGCAAGCAGUUUACAAUAUACAUAGAUAUAUGUAUACAUAACUUAUACAGUCGAUAAUAUUGAGCAAAUACGAUUUACAAUCGCAGAAUAUGGUCACUUAUUCGACUUAUUACAGUAUAUUUUAAUACUUAUACUUGUAUUAGUAGGUAUAUAAGAGACGAAUCGACGUAGCAAAAAAUUGAUAAAAAUAGAAAGAAAAAAGAUAAACCGAAGGCAAAGAACGUAAUCGCUGAUUGAAAAGUUGGUAUAAGUAUGCGCGUAUGCGAUACUCCAAGCACGCAUUGAACUCUCCCGGCAGUCUGACGUGAAUCGCAUAUUUCGUUCUUACGAUCGGAAGAAAUAUUCGUAUCCUCUCAUAACGUGAUAACAUUAGGAGCUUAAGAGCUGAAUUUGUUAGCGGUAUCCAGUAACUUUCGCCAUACGGAAAACGGCCUAGCGAAAACCGGAAGUUCGGUAGAACCGGCACGCGGGUCUUCCCAUUCUUUUAUAUCUGAGUCAGUUGUUAGCAUGUACUGUUUUCAUCCAUCUUCAGUCUUGACUUGUCCGUUGCCGUGAGUGUUGCUCGCUUCGUACCCCUGCAGUGCAUUUUGAAAAAUUAUCAACAAUAUUCUUUUCUCCUAGAAUUGUGUAGCACAUGAGUAAUCUUCUUGUACACUUUCUCAACACCAUAGCAUUUUGCUAGGUUGACUCUUAUUACUUUAUUACUGAACUCUUUAUUUUAUUAUAGCUGCAGUUUGCCUCUUUACACAACACAAAUACGUUGAAGAUUCCUAGUAUUCGCAACGUACAAAGUUAUUAUCUUAUAAUACAACUACAGGGAGUAGUAAGUGAGCCGCGGAACCGGCGUCGGGGUUACUGCUCUCUAUCUGCAGUUAUAGCGGCUGAAACAUCAGAGGCUUCUCGAGGACGGCAUAUACCAAACUAUGUGUCUUUGUGUUUGUCCGAAGUUGUUUAAUACAGUGUAUAUUUUGUGUGUAUACACAUGAUCAACGUAACACGUAUAUAAGCCAAUGCGUACAGCAAUCGAUCACAACACGUUGAAUAGCUGCUACUUACUGAAGAGACUGUCAUGAGAGCGAAAGACAACAUCAUCCGUUUGGGGUAGCUAGCAUUCGUCGCUUUGGUCUUCCAUUUAUUUUAUUCGGUGGUAAAACUGUCGGGCGAAAAAUAAAAUAUCGGUGUAUAAAAUUGUCGUUUGAAACUGAUAUUAACGUGCAGUAAAAAUCCGUCGAAUAAGUGCAACCGUAUUGUGCGAAAUAAAAUGAUCCGAUGUAUACAUACAGUAUGAGGUGUAUACCUGUAGAAAUAAGAAAAUAAAAAUGAACAUGGAUAUUAAUACCUUGCGGUUUUGCGGUUGACAUAACGUGAUAUAAGGUGUUUUGUGUGUGGCUUAACUAUAUACAGUACAUCAUCAGCAUCAUCUUCGCUUCCAUCACAUAUCUACAAUUGCUCACCGAUGAAGACGUCUACUCCUUCUGUUUAUGGUCUUGCUGCUACUACCUGAACGGAGAAAAGAGAUAAGCGUCUUCUCCCGAGUAGUAUUUAAGAAAAGCUCAAGAAAGUGGCGAUGACGUCUGGACUGCCCAAUAAACUGCAACUGUUGUGGGAUUAUUUCAUUCACGCCGAGCCCCAGAGUUACGAGAAAUCCGAGUGGCUAGAUAUAUUUUUAGCAGAAUUACUCGUCCAAGUGAAAGAUGGUCGCGAUGUCAAAGAUGUACUUUCGUUCUGUUCAGGAGGUGGAAGUGGAGUUUCAACCCUCGUUGCUUGCGAACUGCUGUCCGAUGUUCACAUGCUGUGUGCAGUGCGCAUCGAUGGAGGUGAGCUUGUUGCUCUCAGGAAAUACUUAGUCAAAGGACGAGGAUGGCGAUGUUUGGCAGUUCUACAUCUGUUAGGGGUGAGAGGAUUAUCUUGCGGUCGAGAAUUGGUUGCAUUACUGGUUGCUUUAUAUCCAGUGGCUUUCCAAGAUAGCGGAGACGUAGUAACGAAAAAUCCUUUUGUGAAAUUUCACUGUAAUAACGACAUAGUUGAUACAGUGAAUAUAGUCCCUCACAAAAAACAGAAACAUGUUAAAACUAAGAGCAACUCAGAGAGUCAAUCGCAGAAAAAAAAAGUAAGGAAGCACAGCUUAGGAGCAAAAACGUUGUCGCAACAAAAAACAGAGACCAAAGCUUCUAUUGAAAAUGUAAGCAGUGAAUCUGAAAUACUCACCGAUGGAAUUGAUCAGGCAAGGUCACUGACCUUAAAAAUUCGAUUAAACCCAAUGGAUUUUGAAUAUUUCACAUCAGUUGUUAGAAGCGACGAAGAAGAGAAAUGGGAUACUCCUUUGUAUCAACUACCGUCACGUCCAAUCAAAAGAACACCUGAAUAUUUUAUGGAUAAUCGCAUAGAGAGUGUGUUUAACGCCUCUGUCAGCCCCUUUGAAGCCAGUUUAUUGAUUAUUCAGUUACUGCAAGGAUUGAGAGACUACGAUACUCCCGCUGAACAAACUCCUGCAGUUCAGGUCCUCAAGUUCGCCUUAGACACAUUAUGGGCAUUGCAGUUCGGAAUAGAUGGAACAAAUUUGAAUGGAACAGAAUGUGCCUCUCUAAAGGCUGCUGCAGCAAGACUUAUGCUCACUGCACUUGAACGAGUGCUUAGAGCUGAUGAGCCUACAACUGCUGUUAUACACAAUGGUUUGUUACCAAUGACUUUGAGAUUGCUAGAAGAUGCUUGUGGCAAGCCUGUUUCAGUUCUGACCCCAGAGGAAGGGUCGUUGCUACAAGAAUUUAUUUUUGCUACUACUUACGGAAUUAUUACAUUUUUAUACUGCCUGCUUCAUCAGCGUGCCACAGCAGAAAAACUGAAAGAUUUUUUAGAGCUUUUUCAACUGUUCACCGAAAGCCAAGAUGGCAAAAUUAUUGAACGUACUAUUCUAGCCAUUGUGGGGCUGCCUAGUGUUGACCAACAGAGAACAGUAAUCAGAGCCAGAAAAGUAAUCGAUAUGGUGGGAGCUUUAAUAAGUGCCUUGAAAGAAGUGAGGAUGGAAUUAUGUCACAUGGGACAAUGCCGUAAAACCAAGCACAAAUCUUGCGCAGACGUUACAGAAAAUCAUCAUCAUUUUGAUAUUUUGGGAAUUGCCUAUAUCGAACCAAUUGUAGGCUUUAUCAGCAAACAAAGUUGCUGUAUUUCAGCAUUGUUUAUGACACUAACCACCUUGUUGAAAGAAUCCCAUUUGUUCCCAGAUGAUUUGCAAGUUAGAUUAUUGAAAGUUAUAGCUGCAGCUGGAACGUGUUGCUGCUGUCCUCCAAAAGCCAUUCUAUCAGGAAUUGUUAUAUUUCUAAAAAAACGAAAUUCUCUCACUUACGCACCUGCUGUUGCAGUACUUGAACAAACUUUGUUCAAGGAGCUUGGUGCGUACCCAGGGCUGGACAUAUGCAAUACUUGCAGCAAACCCACAAAUUACUCCUGGGAUUUUCUAGAGCUGUAUUGUGAACUGUUGGAACCAGAUGACCCUAAAAUGUGUUUCAUAAUCAUGGCACAUUUGAUCAAAGUUACACCAAAUUCGAGCUUCUCUGUUCGUCGGGAGCUUUUAUUCAAAGUAUUUUACCCAAUAUUUCUAAGUGGUUUGAAAUGGUAUGAAGCUGACAAUAAUGAUGCAGUAGCAAAGUUUCUGAUACAAUCCUGUCUAUCAGUUAUUGCAAGCUCGAUAGUAAAUGCACCAAUGUGCGAGAAAUUUACGGAAAUGAAUGGACUUAACAAAGUCUUGGGAAUUCUAUCAGAUGUAACAUUUACUCGAAAUGUUUGUGCUUUAUUGGAAGUUGCCGUUACAAUGGAAACAUGGAAAGUUGGGUGUGAGGACCCAGGUGAUGUUGAAAGUGUAGCUACACCAGCUCUACUUUCAUUGUUUGAUUCGCUCGAGAGAGAAACUGGAAAGUUACUUGAAGUUUUAGAAAAUUGUAUGACAGAUAUUAGCAGCAGUGAAUGUAAAGAUGCCACUUCACUGUCAAGUGUUGAUGAAAAGGCUGAUCAAGUCAAACAAAUGGAUGAUCAAUUAUUGCGUGAGACUGAUGUAUGUAAUUUAGGAUUAGCGAAUAACCCACAAGUUGCCUGUGCCACAGAUAAGACUGAACUGAGUAACAAGACUGAGAAUUACUGUAAUUUGACCAAAAAUAAGUCUUCUAUAUCCAAUGAAAAAUCAAGUCACGAUCGUAUCUAUUUGAAGAAUAUUCUGAAUCAAGCUAGCUCAGUCUGGAGAGCAGCAGCUGGAGUUGCCCUUUGCAGUCCCAGAUUUCGUGUACAGUUGUCUAAUCAUCCUGUAUCAAACAAAUCUAUUCAAGUAUUCAGAAAACUAGCAAUGUGCAUCGCAUCUGAUCGAAUAAAGGAAACUGGUAAGUCAUCGCACCGUUUGAUGGAAGCCUUGCUAACUUGCUGUCUGACAUCUCCCUUGAGUGGAUGUGACGUAAUCAUAGAACUACGGAAAGCAUUGAUACAAAGUGGAAUAAAAUUAGGACAUGGUAUCGCAAUGCUGGUAGAAGCCUUUUUACGAGUUGCAAUGCUGAGACCAAGCCAGGAACAGACAAUGCCUCAACAAACUCGGCCGAGGCUACCUACAAUGGCUCUUGACCCAUUGCCGGAUUGUGGUGGAGAUGACAGCAGUACAGGAGAAUAUGUAACUGCAGAUGAUGGCUAUGAAGCCGAUGUCGAAGUUCCAGGGAGAAGUCCACAAAAUUCGUCUCCCAAAAAAUCAAAUCCAUUAGGGCCAGUUGUUGAAGCUAGAGGAUAUGCUACCGCGCAUCCAGCAUUGUGUUCUUUGGCAGUAGAUUUGCUGAUACAUUUCAGUGAGCAAGGUAUAGAAGGCGAAAGAGGUAUAAUCCUGACAGGAGGUUUGAGGCGUGUGGCAAUCACUUGCAGAGAAAGUGUCUCAAGUUGUGCAGCUCUCGCAGCCUCCGGAGCAAUAACGAGAAUACUUAAUGGCUUCAGAGAAUCACUUACUAGCACAACAUCACUAUGUCAAGAUUUACAACAUGCUGUACUAGAAGUGUUUACAUUACUGGCAACACAAUCAGUGACUCCUAUGGAACUAAUUUGUUAUCUAUCACUAUUCAAAGUUCAAUCCCCGCCACUACUAUCCUUGCUGGAACCUCUGUUUCGUUUGGUUCUUGCCGCCAGACCUCAGCCUAACUUUAUUUUAGCAUUUCCAAUUCCCGUGGAGGUAAAAAUAAUGCCAAAAGUUCACAGAAAGGAUUUAGAGAAAGCUGAAAAUUUAGUGAACAACUUCAGGAGAGGGCACUUGUCCUCUGGAAUAUGUAGUCCUUGGUCAGUGCAUGCGUUAUGUUUACCAGUUGGUCCUGAAUUGACUUGGCCAGUUUGGCUGCAUGGAUGUUCUGCGUCCAUGUGGCUCAGAGUCGAAAGAGGAUCUUCAAGCAUAAAUAGAGGAGUAGCCAUGCCAACGUCACCACUCCUUGGCUCUGGCAGCGAAAGCCUAUCGGACUGGGGAGUUCUAUCAGAUAACUGGAGUAGGGAAGUUGUGGCAGGUUCUGCAUCACCACCUACUCCUACGUCAAUCAUUCACCUGAUGUCAAUUGGCUAUGAGUCAUUGGUCUUAGAAACCUGGCUUGACCUCCGAUCUGAUAAGCUCAUUCUACGCCUAACUCGUCCCGAUGAUAAAACCAAUCGUACUAUCUCAGAAACUUCUAUAACGGGUACCUUUCCAUCAGGGCGAUGGCAUCAUCUAGCACUAAACUUUAAAGACACUGUAUUGAAUAAACGUAGUGCUGUGGUUGAAGUUGUGCUUUGGAUAGAUGGAUGGCGAGAAGCUAGAGCACAACUCCCAUUCGAUGGGCUGCUAGUAAGAAAACCAGGAACUACUUGUAUCUUGUUAGGUCAACUUGGACCGAACGGAAAUGGUGCCUGGUAUCUUGGAAACUUGAUGGUCUUCAGAUGCCCCGUAUUCACCAGAGAAAGAGCUUUGUACUUAGCCAGCCUUGGGCCAAACUACACCAGUCUAGCUGAGUGUCUGUUAAAUUCGGUAAAACCCGAUUUUGCACCACUAAUUGCAUCUGGAGCACUGAACGGAGUAAGAGAAUAUAAAUUUGAGGGAGGUAAAUUUGAUACGAGUCGGAGAAAGUCAUAUGGUGGUACAUAUCUACGACACGCAGUGGAGACUAAAAUAUCCGAUACAGAAAUUGACUGGGAAGCAGUCAUGGAUGCAACUAAUUCACAUUUAGGCGAAUUGCAGGAUAACUUACUUUUAAGUUACGAAGCCCAAAAUCCUAAUAUCGUACACUUGUAUCCACAAGCUGUAGCCAGCCCCGGAGCUGUUGUUGGAAACAUAUUUCCUGGUCAACCCGGAUUUAGAGUUAUAUCUGCACCUGAACAUCGAGUAUCACAGCAACCACCGCUAUCUGUAGCACCUAUUCUCACCACACGUUUAGAAUGUCAGCAAUACAGGGGACUGAUACCCGCAGCAAGUCUUGUAGGAGGGACACCUGUUUUUAUAUAUUUAUUUGCGAGAGUGGUUGAGUUAAAUUCUACCGAAGAAGAACAGGCCUUGGCUUUAUCCAUAGUUUUGCAUUUAGCACGAAGUGAUGCCGAGUUGUUGAAUCAGUAUCGAACUGAAGAUGGCCCUUCGCUUCUCCUGCGUGUAUUAGAAUCGCCACGCUGUCAUACUGGAAGACAUAUCCUCAAAGCCAUGUUAGAUGCAGCUUGCGACAGCUCAAUUCUAAUUAAAGAUAUUGGUAGUGGGAAUCACGCAAUAUCACAAAAUUGCGAAGCGGUCAUAACAGAUCCCGAAUUGAUAAAGGGGGCCUUGAGUGCUUGGAGAACCUGGGCCAAGUAUGAUACACUGAAUUUCUUACUGCAAGCAUUAUUGGUCUUACUAAGAGACCAACAUUCUCAAAGAGAAUUUAAUGCUUCGCAGCUAAAUAGAGUGGGAACUGUCGAUACGCUCUUGACACUUUGCAAGGAACAUUUCAUGUGCGAAGAUCUGGGUGCUUCCUUAGAUAACACAGUGGGUACAGCUGUUGUAGAGUUGGUGCAGGCAUUAAUGGGAGCACCGCCAGAGUUUGCGCAUUUGGUUGCGGUCACAGACUAUUUGGUAUUAGUUCAUCAGGCUUCAGAGACUUAUGUGACCCACGCGAGGCAUAACAUUUACUGUUUGCUGCCACCUUUGGAAGAGAAGAAGCCACCUAUCAGAAUCAGUUGUACUGCUAGUUCGUCAGAUGAAUCUAUUGGAAAUGUCGAUGCCAGUAAACUGAGUAAAGCUCUUGCCAACAUUCAGAUUCAGAAGAACCGAUCAGCUAGAAGAAAAGAACGUAAAAAUGGACCUCAGAGAGAGCCUAGUGCUGGUGAAGAUUCUGGAAUUGCAGCAAGCGAUGGGUCCGCCACUCAAGUGCCGAUUAAACCAUCUAUGUGGACAGACGAAAGACGAGCUUGUCAAGGAUUGGUGUGCGAAGGGCUACUUUUGUUGUUACGAGAUGCUCUGAGGAUGUUACCAGACAGUCAGGUUGGCUCGGUCUUGAAGCACGUAUUGAGAGCAGAAUUGUUACUUGUCUUAGCUAAUAAUCCUGAUACAAGAGUUCGUACGGCUUUGUUGAAGGUGAUUCAAACUUAUCUCGAACGUGCCAAUGAUGAGGAAGUGAACAAGUUCAUAAAGCAAAAAUAUUUCAUGCACCUAGCGAACCAAAUCUCACUCUAUCCUGGUAGUGAGCCUCUUGUAAUGGCUCUUGAAAGUUUGGCGGUGAGGGGACCAGGUGCUGCAGCAAUGCCACCACUUUUAGCUAUGAUCCCAAAAGCGGCUGCUACUGAUCCAAACAUUGCAAGACCCAUGGUUUCAUUCGUUACUGACAUGGUGACCAAGAAUCCGAAUGGGUUGAGAGCACUUCUUGAAUUGGGUUUAGCUGAAUCGAUAGCCCGAGCUUUGAUUGGGGCUGCACAUAGAGGCAGUUCCAUGUCAUUGCUUCAUGAUCUCCACAUUCUACUGGUUGCCAUUGCAACAAAACUGUUGGAAUCACCUGGCACUCCGCACAUGCAGGCUGUAGCAGAUUUGCAUUUCACACUUAGUUACAUGGAACUCAAGGAAAGAUCUCAGUGUGGCAUUGGUACUCACUGUGUGUCAGUUGCAAGGGAUGCACAAGUUGCAUUGUUCGAUGGGGAACUUGAUGCCUUAACUGCAAGAGUAUCAACCCAUCAUGGAUUUCGUUUACGCAGCACUGCAUCUUACCUUGCAUCAGUUCUUACUACGUCCAGUGAACAAAGCGAUCAUGGAUCACGAUCUUCAAGUUAUGGGAGCCUGCAAGGUACUUCGAGUGUGAUCAUUCGUGAAGCUGGUAAAGGAGAACUAAGUGAACGUCUGCGCGCAAUUUUAAUUCGCGCUGUAGAAUUUAUUACAACGGCAGACCAAUCUCCAUCAGCAAGUGAAUCAGAGCUGGCUCGUCGGUUGUUUUCCACGCUGUUACACGGAUUAGCUACACCGAAGGAAAGAAGAAACCCUUGGGGGAGUACCUGGUAUUCUAAACCCGCCUUAAGAAAAAACGCCGCCAGAAUUAUGGUUUGGUUAUUGGGGCCUCACCAGAGCAAUAACAUGAGAGUUUAUGCUGUACGGUCUCUGAUGGAAGAACCAAAAGUCAAAGACAUUCUCACAUCCCUUUUGGAAGUACAUCCUCAGAUCGAACAAAAAUUCACCGUAUUUUUAUGGGAUCUUUUACAACGACGAGAUGAGAUGCCUAGUGCUGAUGCCAGAGUAUGUGCAGAACUCAGAGAAGCUUUGGGCAUAUGGAACUUAACUAAAGGAAUAGAGCAAGCUACUCCAGGAUUAUGGGGAGAAGAAUUAGCUCUACUCAGAAGGGAGUUAAUGAGAGACAGAGAUAUAUGGAUGGAAAAUAAUUCUUCCGCAAUACAGAGAAUCGGUAACAAAUUUGAGCUGCUAACCAAACAGCUAAUGGAGGGUGCAAUGGCUGUGACACGAUGUGUAGUAGAAGAGCAAAAUCGAGAACGUAAAAUAUUCAUGGAGCAGUUGAAGCAGUCAAGAGCAAUGGUAGCGCAAGCUAUGGCUAGAUGGAGAGAUUUAGCUCGACGAUUAACACAUGAGAGAGCACCCUGGCAUUUCCAGGAAAGUUAUCCCAAAAGUUGGGAAUUAGACCCUACGGAAGGACCAGCAAGAGUGAGAAUAAGGAUGCAAAGGUGUCACUUGAAAAUGAAUAAAAGAUUUCUGAUGCCUGAAUGUCAAGAGAAAAUAGAAGUCGCUAACAUCGAGGAGCCUCUAUCCUAUCUGCUAAUAACCGAUCGUCAAGACGCAAACUCAAAGGCGUUAAUUGAAAGAUUGCAUACAACAGAAAGAAUUCGCAAAAUGGCGCAAGCUCGAGUUGUUACACCUGGUGCAGAACUACCGGGAGAAGCUCUCAUAGGCGAGAGUUGUCUCUAUUUUGUACCCGACAAUCCAGAUAUGCCUUUACACACCGAUAUUGCCCUGGGCGGCUUGGAUCUAGCAAUGGCUGGAGGAACUGCAUGGCGUCUGGAGGAUAUUCGUGAAUUGCACAGAAGAAGAUAUCAGUUGCAAGAACGAGCCAUUGAGAUAUUCAUUGUUACCGGAAGAACGUAUUUAUUGGCGUUCAAUUCUUCUAAGGAAAGAGACGAGUUUGCAGCACAAUUAUCAGCCUGCAAUUUACCAAGGAGAAUACCUGGCGAUGAUCUAGGAGAGGCACUCGCACUCUGGCGUAGCGGGGCGCUAACGAAUUGGGAAUACAUUACUUGCUUGAAUAAACUCGCUGGUCGAUCUUACAAUGAUUUAAUGCAGUACCCUGUAUUUCCAUUUGUGUUGUCCGACUACACGAGUCACAGAAUUAAUUUAGACGACCCAAAAAUUUAUAGAAAUUUUAAACGGCCCAUGGCGGUACAAGACAAAAAAAACGAACAACACUACGUUAAUAAUUAUAACUAUCUGAAACAGGCUCUUAUGGAAGGUCUGAAUCUCAUAGCAUUAAAUCAAGAACCAUUCCAUUAUGGUUCCCAUUACAGUAACUCAGGAACAGUUUUACACUUUUUGGUCCGACUUCCACCAUUCACCAGCAUGUUCCUUUCAUAUCAAGAUGACAACUUUGAUAUACCGGAUCGUACAUUCCACGCACUCGCAACGACAUGGAGAUUGACGAGCUGUGAUUCUACAACAGAUGUUAAGGAACUCAUCCCUGAAUUUUUUUACUUGCCUGAGUUUUUACUCAAUUCAGAAGGAUUCAAUUUUGGUGUAAGACAAAAUGGUAACAGAGUUAGUGAUGUUGAACUUCCCUUAUGGUGUGGUGGUGAUGCUCGCCUGUUCAUAUUAGCACACAGGGCUGCAUUAGAAGCGGAACCUGUCAGAGAAGUUUUGCCAUAUUGGAUAGACCUUGUCUUUGGAUUUCGACAAACUGGAAGACCCGCGGUAGAGGCCAUUAAUGUCUUUCAUCCUGCAACAUACUAUGGAUUCGAUGUUGAGCAAAUAGCUGAUCCUUUAGAACGCCAAGCCUGGGAAACGAUGGUACGUACUUAUGGGCAAACACCCGCGCAGUUAUUCAGAGCUGCCCAUCCAUUGGCAAUUCAAAAUUUCGGAAUAUCUACGCCAACGUCACACAUUCCCCCGGUUAUUGAAGGAGUAACAGGGAUAAAAUGGGGCAAUUAUGUCGGAGCCCCAGGCAAUGAGCCUGUGUUAUGCUGGAAACAUAAACACAGAUCUCCAUUGGUUUCCCUUGUUCCGCUUUGCACCGGCGAUGUCUUCGGACUACCGGUUUGUACGACUUUAUUGCUUGGGUACAGCAAAGAAAAAGGUGCAAGUAUGUUGAGUGGCGCAUCAGUCUUUGGAGCUGCGCUAGCGUCUUGGGGCGGUAGCGACGGCAUUGCAAGACUAAAAUCUAAAAAAGAACAGCCUCCUAGACCUUUAUUGAGAUCGUCUGGACUAGAUUCGAUCACGAUUUUGGCAUCAGUCCCCGAUUGUGGGCAACUCUGGAUAGGUCAUUUGUCUGGCAGAAUAACUGUGUAUAGUUAUACGGUUGGCGCUGUUGGGAAACUUGAAUUUAGUUCAUCUCCACCUUCUUCUCUGUUGGCACAUAGGUGUGCAGUGACUGCGAUCGCCCUAUCAAGAGCCUUCAGUAUUGCUGUGUCGAGUGACAGCGAAGGGGUUGUUGUUAUUUGGGAUCUGAACAGCUUAUCAUACAUCAGAUCGGUGCAGUCUGAUUGUUGUUACCCUGUAAGUUUGCUAUCAAUCAGUGAAACGCUAGGAGAUAUAGCGAUUGUGUAUAAUAUUCCCAACGAAGGUGAAAACAAUUCAUGCGGCAACAAUUCAGAACUGGGGGUUUACACAAUAAAUGCUCGCCCGGUUGGGUCAGUUUUAUCCAGAAGAACAAUAACUGCAUUGUGCUAUAGCAAUGCUCCAGAAGGUGUUUCCGUCAAUGUUAUAGCAACGGGCUUGGACCACGGAGUAAUACGAUUAUGGAGUAGUUGGGAUUUAAGACUAGUCAGAGAAAUUGUCAAUGGUGGUUCAGGAUGCGGUGCUAUAAUCGCAAUAGCAUGGGCUCUGGACCAGCAUCAUUUGUACGCGGCAGCUGAAGAUUCUACGGUACUAAUUUGGGAAGGAGUACGUCGCUUGAGUAACGGCACUCCGAAAUUCGUCAAUUUGUCCUCGCUUUAGGUUGUUAUGAAAUUAAAAGUAGGCCAGAUAACAAAUAAUGAGGAAUGGAUGAUUAUUUUAUCGAUUGUAAAUACAAAUUAUCUGUUUAGUUUUGUAGUCAUCAUAUCCCAGUUUUAGAUUUUAGUAUAAAAUAUAUUGAAUGAAAAGCUUUGAAUGUUAAACUGGUUAAUAUUUAGAUGAGAAACAUUUAAUUAUAACAUUUAUUAGGAUUUUUUAAUAAAAUUUUUCAAAUUUUA